GUCAAAGCUGAAAUGGACAGCAGCUCAGUUCAGGUCUUCUCCUGCUCCCUGUGUACAGUAUCCUACACAGCCCAUAAUUACCUCCACAAACACAUCAGAAGGAGCCACUAUGAGGAAUAUGUUGGGAUGCUGAGAGCAGGAGAGAUCAAAUCUGAAGACCUGAUGCCCACCAUCAGCUCCAGUAACCAGGAAACGUCCAGUUCUAAAUCUCCUCACAGCCCAGUAAAGAAAGAUCAGCACUGCUCAGAUUGUGGGAAGCGUUUCAUUUCACAGAGUCAACCGGAAAUACACCAGCGCAUUCACAAUGGAGAGAAACCGUAUAAGUGCAACCAGUGCGGGAAGAGUUUUGCUGCUAGCUCUGGUCUUCAGACACACCAGCGCAUUCACACUGGUGAGAAGCCGUAUCAGUGUUCAAUCUGUGGGAAAAACUUUACUAGCGGUAGUGCUUUACAUGUACACCAGCGCAUUCAUACUGGAGAGAAACCAUAUUCUUGCUUACAGUGUGGGAGCACUUUCACUGACUGUAGUAAACUCAUUAAACACCAACGCAUUCACACAGGAGAGAAGCCGUAUUCUUGCUCACAGUGCGGGAAGAGUUUUGCUGUCAGCGAUUCUCUCAAGAGACACCAGCGCAUUCAUACUGGAGAAAAACCGUACAGCUGCUCAGAGUGUGGGAAAGGUUUUACUACCAAAACUGCUUUACUUGUACACCAGCGCAUUCAUACUGGAGAGAAACCGUAUUCAUGUUCAAACUGUGGGAAAAGUUUUGGUAAAAAUGGAUCAUUAGUGAAACAUUUAAGUAUCCAUAGUGGAGUGAAGCCAUAUUUUUGCUCACAGUGUGGGAAAAGUUUUGCCUACAGUAGUGCUCUCAAGAAACAUCAGCGCAUUCACACUGGAGAGAAGCCGUAUUCCUGUUCACACUGUGGAAGAAGGUUUGCUGAUCGUGGAUCAUUAGUGAAUCAUGAGCGUCUCCAUACUGGAGUGAAGCCGUAUUGUUGCUCAGAGUGUGGGAAAGGUUUUACUAAUAUUAGCACGCUUAAUGUACACCAGCGCAUUCACACUGGAGAGAAACCGUAUUCCUGUUCUGACUGUGGGAAAAGUUUUUCUGAUCGUAGAUCAUUAGUGAAACACGAGCACGUCCACUCUGCUGAGUAGCCGUUCUCCUGCUCAUAGUGUAGGAAGAGUUUUACUGAGAGUGGACUUUAGAAGAUACACAGGCGUGUUCACACUGGUGAGAAGCCUCGUCACUGCACAGUCUUCUUCUUCAUCUUUGUCCGGCUGCUGGUCUUAAACAGAACUUCUACAGAGAUAAUAUAUUUAUUAAAUUAAAUGAAAGUAUUUGUGACCACUUGGGUUUUUAUGUCUUUUAUGAGAAUCUUUUAGUCCAGCUCAAAGUCUUUCCUUUGACUUUUACAAUGUUUGUUAGAAGCAAAUUAUUUUCCAUUAGCAGAAGAUUUGAGGAUAAAUAAGAGUUUAGAAGAUUUAAGAUUUUUAAAUAAUUUUCUGUUUUAUGUUGUGAAGAAAUCCUCUUUAACAGCUCAAAUGCUGCACAUCCACCCACCAUUAGUUACUGCUUUAACCUGUUUCCCCCCAUGAUUAUGUGGUGAAUGAAUAAUAUUCAUAGUUUUUUAUUUAUGAACAGCUGUCUCUGUGUGUUGUUAUAGCUGAUUUGUGCUGGUACAGGUUUUUGUGUCCUGUGUGUGUAGAAUAAAAUGAAUUUUUCAGACUAA
Trichomycterus rosablanca is the source of this 1730-nucleotide messenger RNA. RefSeq names its product zinc finger protein 239-like. Gene Ontology annotation, cellular component: nucleoplasm. Gene Ontology annotation, molecular function: DNA-binding transcription repressor activity, RNA polymerase II-specific; RNA polymerase II cis-regulatory region sequence-specific DNA binding. Gene Ontology annotation, biological process: regulation of transcription by RNA polymerase II. NCBI's taxonomy places the organism in Eukaryota, Metazoa, Chordata, Actinopteri, Siluriformes, Trichomycteridae. The transcript has 2 exons. The record is from RefSeq and is a predicted model, not a curated record. Bases 13 to 1155 code for a protein of 380 amino acids.